Dentiscutata heterogama is the source of this 3417-nucleotide messenger RNA. The record is from the annotation of a GenBank genome assembly. NCBI's taxonomy places the organism in Eukaryota, Fungi, Glomeromycota, Glomeromycetes, Diversisporales, Gigasporaceae.
AUGAAUUCAUAUAAUUUUGUAAAGCUGUAUUCAUUUUUGAUAUCUCUUUGUUUAUUAAUAAUAUCAACGAAAUCACAAACAUUUAAUUACACUGAGAGCACAUCAGGCACCUUAUUCCCUAACACGCAACCUCAAAUAGUAGAUAUUGAAGCUUAUGAUGAUGGAACAACACUCGUCCAUAUUAUACGACAUGAUCCAACAAAAUCACAAGGCUAUUGUUUAGAACAGAUAUUACGUAUAAGAGUUAUUCAAUUAAAUGGAACUGUUAAUGAGAUUAAUCUCGAUUUAAAAUUAGAUCCUGUGAAUUAUUGUUUAAUUACAAAAGGCGGUAUUUUAAAAAAUCCAAUUAAAAUAUAUCCUUUACAAAAACCGUUUAUUCUGAUAAGUUAUGUACGAACUACAAAUUCAUCAAAUCUCACAACUUAUGAGGAUUGGGGGGAUGUUAUUGAUUUGAAUGGUAACAAUCUAAGUUCAAUAUUUUUUGGCCCCUCUUAUAUUGAUCCUGCCGGUUAUUGGAAUCCAGUGGGUACAAUUAAGCAAAAUAUAAACAAAAAACUUGGAUUUCUUAGAGUAGAUUCUGUAAAUCAAGGCAAUUUGCAAUUGACCAGAUGGCAACAAUAUUCAGUAGAUGAAUUUGGUAAAUUAUCACCGAUGAAAAUGACAAACGAUAAUGUUUCAAUCAGUUCGAAUGAAGUCUCUACAAUGACGAUAUUUUCAACUGUUGAUAGCGGUUAUGCUUUAGUACACGGUAGUUGUAAAAAUGAUAGUAAUGCCAAAUUAUUAGCAGUGCGUUGCACGCUAACUGCUAAUUUUAUAUCAUAUAACCAAACAUUUAAAAAUCGACAAUUUACUCUCUAUGAAUUAAGUAGUCAAAAUACAUCUUUUAAAGGAGUUUAUUGUGAUAUAGUAUCUAUUGGUGUUGGUCAUAUUUGCACAAUUUCAGUCAGCUAUCCCAACAUUACGAACAACUCAGCAGUCGAUACAGAAUUUGUAAGAGUUCAUUUCUUAUCGUCAGGAUCAGUGCUAUCAACAACUGUAAUUUCCAACCUUCCUAACCUAGCCGGUAUUCCUAAAUAUGGUUGGAGAGUGAAAACAAUGCCAUUCGGUGGAUAUAUAUUAGAUGCUACUUCAGACUCACGGAGUCCUUUUAUUACAAAUAGUUGGGGUGUAAAUACUCUUUUGUAUAAUAAUAAUUUUCUGCUUGCUUCACCUUAUACAAAUAAUAAGAAUACAUCUUGGUCAUUCACAGUUAAUUCAUCAACGACGACUAUAAGCAUCGUCUUUUACGAUCCUGUUAUGAUAUCGGACGACUUGACAGCCGGUUUUGUCACUAUUUACCAGACUUCUACUAAUAAUAUUAGACAAAAAAUUUCACCAGCAAUGAAUAAUUAUUAUCAGAUUAGUUCGGACAGAAAAACCGUUAAUUUAACAAUCAUUAGUAGUACAUUUAAUCAACACGGUGAAAAUUAUUAUAUAGAAAUGGAUAAUAAUUUCGUUAAAAGUUAUUUAUAUAAGGAGCCUCUAACAGGAAUUCAAGAUAGAAUUUGGAACCUCACUUCAAUCAUUGUAGAUAAUCCCAUCGUUGGUUCAGUCGGUCUGCAACCGGAAGAAAUAAAAAAAUUCUUGUCACUUCCUGAUCGCUCCAAAUAUUUUGAUGCAUUGUUAUCUGAUAUUGCUAGUAAAGUACCAGUGCGACGCGAACGUUUAAUAACAAACGGAAAAUUUCAGUAUAUUAAUUUUGGUCAGCCUACCGAACAAAUUAUUUUUUCUAUUCAAGUCAAUCCGUCAUAUUCAAGUGAUGAAAGUUCUGCUCAAGCUGUAGUAUCAGACUUAAAUACUAUGAUUAAUCAUAAGAGCAGUACAACAUUUUCAACUGGUUUUACAGAUGAUUUAGAUCAAUUUUAUGGCUUUCAAGUGUAUAUUGGCUUCUGGGAUAAAUACCGAGUCGAAAUUAUUGUGUCAUUUAUAGUCCUUGCACUACUCGUAUUUUCAUACAUUACGUCAUAUGACAAAAUAGAAGUCUAUUCAAAAUAUUUGAGGACUGACAAAUAUUAUGUUAGAUUAAUUCAUACAUUUUCAGGUUUAAAUGCAAUUAUAGCCAUUAUCGUUUUGACCUGUAUUGCAUGGCCUCUAAGAGAAGAUUUGAAGAAGAUAGAAAAGCAAAUUUCUGGUGGUUUUAAUGCCGAAAUUACAAAAAUUUUUAGGAGUAAAUUUAACGAAACAUUUGAAAAAGAAAAUCUUGACGAGAUAGCAGAGGACUCUAAAUUUAAAAUGCGAGAAAGUUUAAAUGAAAAUUCAAAAAGUUUUAAAAAGAUUUCUAAUAAAAUACAAGAAAAGACUGAUAACGAGGUGCAUGAGAUUUGUGACACAUUAUUUAAAAAAAUUUCUGAAUCCUGUGAAAUUCCAGAAGAAGCUAAAAUAGAAGAAUUUUACAAAGAUGUCUUAGAUGGCAAAGGUGAAAAAUCCCUGGGUGAUGUGGACAACUUGGAGAAAAAAUUUCCGACUGCUGAAGAAUUUAAUGAUAACAUUAUUAUCAUAAUACAAAAAGAAAUCUUCAUUUCUCUACUAAUGGAUGAACUUAUUGUCAUGUUGCUAGAAAACUUUUUUGAGUUGCUACAUGUUGAACUUUCUAAAAAAAUUGUAGAUGCAAUUAAUGCAAAGCAUUUCGACAAAGCAUUAAAGAAAAUCUCAAAACGUAUGUUUGAAAGAAUUUUCAGUAAAAUGAAAAAAGAAGUUGAUUUUAAAAUCAGACGAAAAUUUAAAAGUUAUUACAAAACCAAAGAAUAUUCUGAAAAGAUACAAGAUGUUUAUGAAGAGGUUCAACCAAAUUUUUCCGAGUUAUUUUAUGAGACUAACGAAAUUUCUGAUCUGAUUAAAAGGUUUCUUGAUGAAAUACAAAAAGUAGAAAAUCUUAACAUACUAAUCCCCAAAAUUUUUGAUCAAAUGAAAGAUAAAUUUUAUGAAGAUGUAAAAAUAAUCAGCGAUAAUGUACAGAAUGAAAUUUUAAACGAUAAUUCAAAUAAAGCACAAUUAUUAUCAAGAAAAUCAACAUCACAAAGAUUAUCAAGAGCACCAACAUCACCAAGAACACCGACUUAUGUUUCUAAGAAUGAUAAUUCAGACAAAUCAGAGGAAGAAGAGUCUAAUAAAUUAUUGGAUAUUUGCAAAGAUUUGUUAAAGAAAGAGGAUGAAAAUCAUACAAUGAAGAGCGCGUUGAUUUUUUUCAUAAUAGUUGAUAGUGAAUCCUUAGUAAUUUUAGAAAACGCACUAGAAAAGUAUUUUGCUAUUCUGGAUAAUAGGGCACUAGAAUUUAACUUAAGUGUUUUUGCUCGACACUUCAAAAUUAUUGCUCAAAUUAGAGCAAUUGCAGAGAUUUUUAUUAAAAAGAUUCCACUUAUCAUCAUUAUGGUAUGUUAA